This is a messenger RNA of Lucilia cuprina (Australian sheep blowfly), 2365 nucleotides long. RefSeq names its product neprilysin-4. The record is from RefSeq and is a predicted model, not a curated record. Gene Ontology annotation, biological process: protein processing. Gene Ontology annotation, molecular function: metalloendopeptidase activity. NCBI's taxonomy places the organism in Eukaryota, Metazoa, Arthropoda, Insecta, Diptera, Calliphoridae. Gene Ontology annotation, cellular component: plasma membrane. The transcript has a single exon. Bases 29 to 2092 code for a protein of 687 amino acids.
UGGUACACUACAAAGAAGUGAUUGUAACAUGAAACGAUUUUCGAAUAAAUUUUUAAUUUAUAUUUCUUUACAAUUCUUUGUUUUAAUUGAAAUUAACGCCACGGCAAUUAAUUAUAAUGCCACAAAAUUUAAUACGCCAGCAGGCCGUCAAAUAAUGCGUUUGUCGAAAUCGGCCGAAAUGCGAAACUAUAUGAAACCAGAAGUGGAUGCUUGUAAAGAUUUUUAUCAAUAUGCCUGUGGUAAUUGGGCUAAAAUUAAUCCCGCCAUUAAUGAACCCAAAACGGGUAUAUUCAGUGUUUUGUCCAAAGCAUAUGAUCGUAAAUUGUUUUACAUUUUGGAUGGUGCUAAAACUUCGCAUGACAUAGAAACUGAUAUCAAAGUCAAGUAUUUUUACGAGUCUUGUUUGCAAAGCGGUCAAAAGCAACAUAACUAUCGCGAGAAUCUCUUGAGCAUAAUGGAAGAGUUUGGGGGUAUGCCGGCUUUGAAGGGUUCCGCUUGGAAGGAGAGUGAAUUUGAUUGGUUGGAAGCUAUAGGCCAGAUUUUGCGUAAAUAUGGACGGAAAAUAAUAUUGGGCGUAGAUAUUAAUGCCGAUCUAACUAAUAAUGAAAUAAAUCGCUUAUAUAUAGGACAAUUAGAUGAUCUUAUAACUGGCAAAUCAAAGGAAUAUUACACUCGUUUAUCGCUUAUGUGGCAAAUGGAAAUGCAGUCAGUAUUGGGUUUAACACCUACACAAGCAUUAUUAGUUUCCCAAGAGGUAACUGAUUUUGCACAUAAAUUAGCUUCUGGAAUGGUAGAUCCGCUAGAGGGUCUUGGUAUGGAAGAUAAAACCCGCUUAAGAUUGCUGGAGGAAAUGACAGAGAACUAUGGUCCCGCCAUUAAUUUUACACAUUUUGUUAAAACCUGGUUGGGUUACGACUACCGUUUACCGGUCUACGAAUAUGUGGAAAACUAUAUACGAAAUUUGCGCAUUUUGAUCUUGGAAACACCGCCUAAUGUGGUAGCUAAUUAUAUAAUGUGGGAAUUAAUACAAGAUUUUCGUUUAGAGGCACAAAAGAACUUGGAGAAACAAAAAGAAAAAUGUGUGGAAAUCACCAAGAAACAUUUUAUUAAGUAUUUGGAUCAUCUCAUCUAUAAACAGCUUCUUAGCCAACAACCAGAAGUUAUUGAAGAGGUAAAAUCUAUGUGGCAACAAUUGAAAUUAGCUUUUGAGGAUAUACUACAGUCUUCCUCCUCCGAUUGGAUGCUGGAGAAAACUAAAGACAAGGCUUUGGAAAAGUUAUCAGCCAUGCAAUUUGAAAUAAAUGGUUAUGUGGGUGUGGACUUCCAAAAGGAAUUCAGUUCUUUGACCAUUUCUUCUGGAGACUUUUUUGAGAAUUUACAAAAUGUUUUACUGCUGAAGGGACAAAAUUUCAGAAUGAAAUUGCAGGAGCCACCCAAGUUGGAAGAACAUGAAAUGCUUAGUUUCACACCAGCCUAUGCGGCGGAAUAUAAUCGUGUUAUACUGCCAGUAGCCUUUUUGCAACCACGCUAUCUGUGGGAUGAUGUCUAUCCAAAGGCUUUGAAAUAUGGCACAGUGGGCUACAUUAUAGCUCAUGAAAUGGCCCAUGGUUUCGAUGACACCAUACGUAAAUACGAUGCUAAAGGUAAUUUAAACAAUUGGUGGGAUCGUAAUGCCAGUGCGGUCUUUGCCACACGCAAAGAAUGUCUACGUCAACAAUAUGGUCAGCAUAAAUUUGGUGGCAAACUACUGCCAAAAUCCCAGGCUCAGGGAGAAAAUAUUGCCGAUAAUGUUGGCAUACGUAUUGCUUAUGCUGCCUACGAGAUGUGGUUAAGUAAACAUCAUCACACACCGGAGCAUCUGCCUCACAUGGACAAAAUAAAUGCUCGUCAAUUGUUUUUCAUUAGUUCGGCUCAAAUAUGGUGCACAGAUAUCAAUAGAAUUUGGCAUCAUAUUGUUGCCACCACCGAUGUUCAUCCACCCGAAGAAGUUCGUGUACGUGCUAUGUUUGCCAAUUUCGAUGCAUUCGCCGAGACAUUUGAAUGUCAACUAGGCUCACAAAUGCAUCCACAUAGAAAAUGUAUUAUUUAUUGAUCAAAUAAUAAAAAAAUAUACUUUUAUAUUUGGUUAUUGAGGGCAGGAAAGAGGAAGGAAGUCGAUUUAUUUUAGUUCAACUGGAUGAAGUCAAGAAUGUGUUGCAAUUACAAGGUUAAUUGUUUUACUUUGUUAUAUCGUUGAAUAGUUCCUAUUGUUGUUAUUUAAGUGUAAAAUUGUAUAUAUAAAAUAUACAAAAUUAUAAAAAUAUUAUACUUAUUGUUGGACAAAAUUAAGUAAAAAGAUAAUUUAAAGUAUUUUCAUUAAAUUACA